Lathyrus oleraceus (garden pea) is the source of this 378-nucleotide messenger RNA. RefSeq names its product chaperonin CPN60-2, mitochondrial. Bases 37 to 378 code for a protein of 113 amino acids. Gene Ontology annotation, molecular function: ATP-dependent protein folding chaperone. The record is from RefSeq and is a predicted model, not a curated record. Lineage: Eukaryota; Viridiplantae; Streptophyta; Magnoliopsida; Fabales; Fabaceae. The transcript is spliced from 5 exons. Gene Ontology annotation, biological process: protein refolding.
AAGACAUUGCUCAAUGAGUUGGAAGUUGUUGAAGGAAUGAAGCUUGACAGAGGCUAUAUUUCUCCGUAUUUCAUUACAAACCAGAAGAACCAGAAAUGUGAGCUUGAGGAUCCCCUCAUUAUAAUCCAUGAGAAGAAAAUCUCAAGUAUAAAUUCUAUAGUUAAAGUAUUAGAAUUAGCUUUGAAGAAACAAAGACCUUUAUUAAUUGUUGUCGAGGAUGUGGAAAGUGAUGCUCUUGCAACUCUUAUUCUAAAUAAGCUUCGUGCUGGAAUUAAGGUAUGUGCGAUCAAAGCCCCUGGUUUUGGUGAAAACCGGAAAUCUGGUCUCCAGGAUCUCGCAGUUCUUACAGGAGGCCAAUGUCGUCUUAUAAACACAUAG